This is a messenger RNA of Mesocricetus auratus (golden hamster), 2444 nucleotides long. RefSeq names its product armadillo repeat containing 7 (gene Armc7). The transcript has 3 exons. Gene Ontology annotation, molecular function: protein binding. The coding region runs from base 255 to 851 and encodes 198 amino acids. Lineage: Eukaryota; Metazoa; Chordata; Mammalia; Rodentia; Cricetidae. The record is from RefSeq and is a predicted model, not a curated record.
GCGGGGCUAGAGCGAUUUCCGCCCGGAAGCGGUGUGGAGAGCGCGGCGAGGGGUGUGCCUCUGGUUCCCAGUCCCCACAGCUCUUUUAUCACCCCCGGGGUUGAGAUCCUACCCAGCCCUAUAGCCCAUCUCCGGCCGGCCGGGGUUUGCUUCUCGCCCCGGGACAGAUCAGGGUCCAGGCGAGGGUUUGGCGCGACCCUGUGGCCUCCUCCUCCUCCCCAUCCGUCCCUCCCGGCUCCUUCGCCGCUCCAGCCAUGGCACAGAAGCCCAAGAUAGACCCCCACGUCGGGCGGCUCGGGUACCUGCAGGCGCUGGUCACCGAGUUCCAGGAGACCGAGAGCCAAGACGCCAAGGAGCAAGUCCUCGCCAACCUCGCCAACUUCGCCUACGACCCGGGCAACUACCAGUAUCUGCGGCAACUGCAAGUCCUCGACUUAUUCCUCGAUUCGCUGUCGGAAGAGAACGAAACCCUGGUGAAGUUUGCCAUUGGGGGCCUCUGCAACCUGUGCCCGGACAAGGCCAACAAGGAGCACAUCCUACAGGCUGGAGGCAUCCCGCUCAUCACCAACUGUCUGUCCAGCCCUGACGAGGAGACGGUGUUAUCGGCUGUCACCACACUCAUGUACUUGAGCUCACGGGGCGCUGGCUCCCACCCGGAGCUCACCUCCUCGCCUGUGGUCCAGUGCAUGCUGCGCUUUUCACUCUCCGCCAACACAAGGCUCCGGAACCUGGCCCAGAUCUUCCUAGAGGACUUCUGCUCCCCGAGCCAGGUGGCUGAGGCCCAAAGCCAGCAGGCCCAUUCUGCCCUGGGUAUCCCACUGCCAAAGACCAAGGCCCCACAGCAGCCCUGAUCCAAGGAGACCCCAAGACCCUGCCACUUUCUGCCUGAAACCAGUGCUGACAUGGGCAUAGGAAGCAGAGGUUGAGCCCAUCCUGCCCAAGUGGUGCCUGUUGGGCUGUGUACAAGGUGCAGUACUGGGCACAGCAGUUAUUUGCAGCUAGGAAAAGCCGUAGGAGUGAAGAAGCCAGACUUAAGGCACUUAGAGGAGAAAACCAAAGCUGGCAUGGCUUUUGUGGACUGGCGAUCUCAACAAACUACAGGCAGAAAACCACCUCCGGUGCCCAGCUGACACCCGCGUGUAAAAGCUUCGCAUAGGGUAUACUCGAGCAGCUGCUGGAACCAAGACUCGGGAGAGUCGCCAGUAGCGUGAGUGUCCAGAGUAACUCUGAUGGCUGAGGUUGGUCUGCCUUGUCGCAGGAAGGUGCUGUGGGGUAGGUAACUCCUCCAGUCCUGAGGCUGGGCACUUGGGCACAGCAGAAACAACUGUCAGCACAACCCAGCCCCUGCCAGCAAUGCCAAGAUGAAGUCUGCCCUGGGUGCCACACCUCAGAGACAUCAAGGGCAAGGCCCUCCGGGAGUUAAAAGCAUAAUAAAGACAGGAGCUCGGGGCUGGAGAGGUGGCUCGGAGGUUAAGAACACUGACUGCUCUUCCAGAGGUCCUGAGUUCAAUUCCCAGCAACCACAUGGUGGCUCACAACCAUCCAUAAUGAGAUCUGGCGCCCUCUCCUGGCCUGCAGACAUACAUAGAGGCAGGAUGUUGUAUUCAUAAUAAAUAAAUAAAAUCUUAAAAAAAAAAAAGACAGGAGCUCACUGUGGAGGUGCACACCUUGUCCCUUUGAGUCCCUACACAGGACCGAGACAGUGACUUUUGCUCCCUUUGUGACCAGGCUGUGGACCCCUCAGGUACCAGCUGCCACCUGUGGCAUCUCUGUGCUUCAGAAAAGUUGCUCUGGCCCCCUCUCCCUGGCCUCAGAUCUCCUGACACUAGGAUGGGAGCCUUGAAUGCAAACCCUUCCAGGCUGUCCAGAUCUGCUUCCUGCCCUUGUCCCAGCAGCCUCCAGCCUCCAAACCGGUUAGGACUCCGAUGCAGAUCUCCAGUAAAGACACCUAGAAACCAGAUGCCAGUGUGGAUGUCUGAAUGCUAACAAAAGAGCGCAGUGGCUUAAACCUGUAGUCCUGUCACUUGAGCAAGAGGCAGGGGGAUGGCAUGAGUGGGCUAUGGGUAAGAUCCUGUCACAAAAGGAAGAAACAGGGUCCCACUGAUGUCUGAAGGACAGCAGGACCCUGAAGUGGUAACGCCCCCCCCAUGCCAGUGGAAAGAAAAAAUGAAACUGGGGCAAAGGUGGUCUGACCUGAUGAGAAGUUGGGGUUCAGGAAAAUGGGGGUGCUGAUCUCAGCACUGCCCCCUUGUGUUAGAGGAAGGAGAUCUAAGGGAUGUGGGGCUGUCCCCGCAGCCCUGGAUGAGGGAAGAAAGUGGGUUCUUUUAUCAGAGUCUCAGCUCUCCACCCCACCCCAGGGCACGGACGUUUUCUCUCCUGAGAGGUCUUCAAAGAACCAAAGCCUUGCUUUUAGUCUUUAUUUUUAUUAAAAGCCUCCUAACUGA